Anguilla anguilla (European eel) is the source of this 4930-nucleotide messenger RNA. RefSeq names its product GRB10-interacting GYF protein 1-like. Lineage: Eukaryota; Metazoa; Chordata; Actinopteri; Anguilliformes; Anguillidae. Bases 343 to 3441 code for a protein of 1032 amino acids. Gene Ontology annotation, molecular function: protein binding. The transcript is spliced from 24 exons. The record is from RefSeq and is a predicted model, not a curated record. Gene Ontology annotation, biological process: insulin-like growth factor receptor signaling pathway.
CAGUGGGCAGUGACCCCUAGAGCCCCGCCCGCAUCCCAAAAAUACAGGAAGCUGUAACUCACUUCUGGGGAGCCCCUCCCCCUCCCUCAGAUAAAACUACACCACUCAGCCUUUUAACCCACACCUAACCUGGUCCGGCACGGUCCAGCACGCUUCAACAGGGUCCUCUCCCGGUCCAGCACAGCCCUAACGCAGUCCAGUUCGGCCCAGCACGGUCCGGCCCAGUCCAGCACAGUCCGGCCCAGUCCAGCUCGGUCCGGCCCAGUCCAGCACAGUCCGGCCCAUUCCAGCACGGUCCUUUCCUCUGGACGCAGAACGUCGCUGCUCUUUGGUUUGGGGAAUAUGACUGCUGAGACCCUUACCUUCGGCCCUGAAUGGCUCCGUGCUCUGUCCGGUGGGGGGAGUGUGACCUCCCCGCCCCCCUCCCCUGCCAUGCCGAAGUACAAGCUGGCCGAGUACCGCUACGGCCGCGAGGAGAUGCUGGCGCUUUACGUCAAAGACAACAAGAUCCCAGAGGAGAUACAGGAGUUCACAGCUGUGAUGCAGGAGGAGCCUCUGCUGCCUCUUGCUCUGAUUCCCCUGACUGAGGAGCAGCAGAGGAACUUCUCCAUGUCUGUGAACAGCGUGGCUGUGCUGAGGCUCAUGGGAAAAGGGGGCGCAGCCCUCUCCACGGGCGUGGCCCGUGGCCGCGGCAGCACGCGAGGAGGCAGAGGACGUGGUCGGGGCGACAACGGGUUUUACCAAAGAAGUGAGGAGGGGGAUGGGGUGUUCAUCCGUAGUCAGAGCUGGGAUGGCAGGGGAGAGAGGCGGUUUGAUAAGCCAGCCCGGCGAGAUGGGGUGCGGGCGGGGCUUGAGGAGGCGGGGCCUGUGGGGAGGAAGGACUACCCACGCUCAGACAGCGAUAACUGGCGCACCCUGAGAGAGGAGCAGGAGGAGGAGGAGGGGGCGGAGCCUGGAGGAGGCUGGAGACUGACUGGCUGCCGGCGCGAUGAUGGAGGGCCACGGUCGGCUGGCUGGCGGGAGCAUGGCGGUUUGGGGGACGGGCGGCGCAGGAAGACUGAGUUUGAUUUUCGGGAGCACGGCGAGGGGGGGCGCAGACGGGCGGACUCAGAGGGGCUGGAGGACGAGCGGGACGACCUGCCCGAGUGGUGCACCGACGAGGAGGAUGGAGAGAUGGGCACCUUCGACUCCUCCGGGGCCUUCCUGCCUGUGAGGAAGGAAUCUAAGGAUGCUGUUCUGGAGGACCUGGAGUUUCAGGGGCUGGAGGAGGAGCAGGAGGAGCUGGAGGGAGGAAGGAAGGAGAGAAAUGAGGAGAGAGGUGUUAUGGAGGACUCGGUGGGGUCUGAGGAGGAGCCACAGUCUGUGCCCACCUCCUCCUCUGCAGCUGACUCUCAUCCCCCCCGAAACAAACUGGAGAGGCCCCCAAGCCCCGCCCCACGUCCUGCAAAUGGCAGCCAGCUGCCCAGUGAAGGGAACCUGCUAGCAAGAGCGACUGCCCCCCUGAGCCCAGCCACGCCCACCACCCUGGCCACACCCACCACCCUGCCCUCCCCGCCUCCCUCUUCCUCUGCUGCUACACGAGUCCCUCCACCAGGGGGCGACACCGAGGAUGAGGAGGGAAUGAAACACCUGCAGCAGGAGGCGGAGCGGAUGGUGGCCUCUCUGCAGGACUCCUCUCUGGAGGAGGAGAGCUUCACUCAGGCACUGCAGGAGAGCCUCAGCACCCGGACCCCGUCCCUGACCCAGGCCAGGACCCCGUCCCUGACCCAGACCCUAACCCAGACCAGGACCUCGUCCCUGACCCUGACCCAGACCCAGGCCAGGACCCCAUCUCUGACCCAGACCCAGACCCAGGCCAGGACUCCAACCGCUGCAGCCCUGCCUCUGUCACAUGAAGCCGCCAUGAAGUGGUUCUACAAGGACCCACAGGGGGAGAUACAGGGUCCCUUCAGCACUCUGGAGAUGGCGGAGUGGUUCCAGGCGGGGUACUUCAGCAUGACCCUGCUGGUGAAGAGGGGGUGCGACGAGGGCUUCCAGCCCCUGGGCGACGUCAUCAAGAUGUGGGGGCGCGUGCCUUUCACCCCGGGACCCUCCCCGCCCCCCCUGCUGCCCCGCAGGUCCUCCCCGCCCCCCCUGCUGCCCCGCGGGCCUACGGGGAACAUGGAGUCUGAUAGGCUGAAGAAGCAGCAGGAGUUGGCGACUCUUUACCAACAGCUCCAGCAAGAGCAGCUGUUUCAGCUCAUCAACAGGUGUGGAGAUCAGGGCGUGAUGGGCUCCAUGAGCAGGUCGAUGUCGGUGCCGGAUACAGGACCCAUGUGGGACAUGCAUACCUCAGCAUCACAGCCAACAGGCGGUGAUGCCAGUUUAUGGGAUUUAAUGAAUUCCACUCAGGGGCCAACUCUGGAACAGCUGCAGAAGCUGCAGGAGAGGCGUGAUGCAGAACUCAGGGCGAAGCGGGAAGAGGAGAAGAGGAGGCAGCAGGAGGAGCAGAAACGACGUGAGGAAGAGGAGCUUUUCCGUCGCAAACAGGAGUUGAUUAUGAAGCUGCUCCAGCAGAAUCAGCAGCAGAUGGCCACGCCCAGUCCAGGGUGGAGCUCCGCCCAGCUGCCCAAAGCCCUCAGCCUGGAGGCUGACAGACACCUGCACCAGCAGCACAGAGCCCAGCACAGGGACAGGCAUGGCAGUCAGUCCCUGGGGGGGCAGUGGGAUGAGUGUGCGGGGGGGCUGUGGGGAGGGGGGGUUAUGGAGGGGAAAUCGGGGGGCGGGGCUGGGAUGGGCCUGUGGGACGAAGCAGUGAAGAACCAGACCAGCCUCCGAACCCUCGGCCUGAAGACCAGCCGCAGCAGCCCCUCUCUCAGUGAGCAGUACAUGCCGAGUCGGAGGAGGCACACUGAGGAAGAGGAGAAGCUGAUGAAGCUGCUGCAGGGUCUGAAGUCGCAGGAUGGCUUCACCACCUGGUGUGAGCAGAUGCUGCACGCGCUCAACUCCUCCGCCAACAACAACUGCUCUUCCUCCGACGUGUCCUCCAUCGUGGCGUACCUGAAGGAGGUGGAGUCUCCGUACGAGGUGCAUGACUUCAUCCGCUCGUACCUGGGGGACACCGUGGAGGCCAAAGAGUUCGCCAAGCACUUCCUGGAGCGGCGGGCCAAACAACGCUCCAACCAGCAGAGACAGCUGCAGCAGCUCUCAAAGGAAGUAGCUGGCUUGACCGCGUCCUUCCCUCUGCAGGACUCAGUGCGAGGGUCGAGCUCUGGCACUCUGCAGUCUGUCUUCCAGGCAGCCCACGCAGGGAAGGGCGGGGCAUACGAUCCCCAGGGUGGGAAGAUGAUAAAGAAACAGCCAAUGAUGUUGCACUCUGAUUCCAGCAUCUUAGGAUACUCGUUCCAUGGUGCGGGGGACCGGCUCAGUCUGAGUGAAAUGGAUCCGGUGGAGGAUUACUGAUCCACAGCAAUAGAUACCGAGGCCUUCCAAUGACCACUGUGCACUGCUGGAGGAGGGGCUGGGCCUGGCCCAGGGGAGGGGGCGGGGCCUGAUCCAGGAGGGGGGCGGAGUCUCAUCUUAAAGCUGUGUCUCCCCUGCGGGACAGGCUCCAGUGAGGUAACCCCCUUUUCUCUCCCAGGGUCUGGGGGGCGGGCGGGUGGACGGACUCUGGCACUUAUUACAAAAAGCACCUUAAACUUGAAGCACUUUAUUACUGGAGGAUUCUGUGAUUCUGCACACGUGUGCACGCACACACACUCACACACACACACACAGACGACACACACACACACUACACUCACACACAACACAAGAACUGGAAAGUUACUUUGAACUGAUGAGGGGUGGGGAGGUGAAGAUUUUUUUUUUGUUUUUUGUUUUUUGUUUUAGCAAAUCCUUUCUUGAAAAUCAAACACUGUUGUUUAUUUUCUAAACAUUUAUAUAAAAAAGUUAUUAAAAAAAAAAGAAAUUUAAAAACUUGAAGAUUUGCACUUGUGUUUAAAAAAAAGACUAAAAUUGGGUGUAGAAAUGAAUAUUUUUGUGAAUUGCGUGCAUGAGUGAGUGUGUGCAUACAUGAGUGAGUGUGUAUAUCUGUGUGUUUUGGAAAUAUUAUCCUGCACAAUGUUUUCAUUGCUUACCAACAUGUAUGAAACAAGCUUAUCAUUCAUUGUCAUUUUGUUAUUGGAUGAAACUUGUGUUUUGAGAGGAAUGUGCCUGUGUGCGUGUGCAAGCAGCAGUGCUUGUAUGUUUUCACUGUUUUGCUGUUGAUACAUUUAUAUUUUGUGUAUACAUCACACGAAGUGAAAAGUAUUUUGGACUCGCAUUUUGAGUGUUCUUGAGCUGCUACUUUUUUGUCUUUUUAUUUGCAUCCUUCAGAAGCGAGUUUUUAUUUUUAUAUUGAAUGUAUUCCAAGAAAAUUGAGGCAAGGCAGAAUUCUUCAGUAGGCAAAACGGCAAAAACCAUUUUUUUAAAAGAAGAAUUUAAAAAGCGCAAAAGGAUACAAAGUAUGCUGGAAGAAGAAACCAAUUUCAGUUUUUUUAAAAAGUAUGAAAAAGCAGAAAAAGGAAACGGACCUACUGCUGUCUCACUGCCUCGUCACUAUUUCCCAGAAUCCCAUGUUUACACUGAGGGGGCGGAGCUGAAUCCAAAAAUAUGAUUGACACUUAUUUUACUUUGAUGCUGUUGAUGGGUGUGGCUAAGGGACCCAUGGGACAGAACUGCUUUUUGUUUUUUUUAAUGUUUGACUGUCCAGUUUGAGGUUUUUUUUUUUGUAUCUUUACUUUCUGGUUUUUCCUUCGACUCUGAAGGUGACCUGCCUUCACAGGAGCGCAGGACCGGACCUUUGUGUGUGCUUUGGGUACUUCUCCAGCUUGUGGAAGCGAUCUGCGCUUUAAAUGCAGUUUUGCUUUUUUCUUUCCUGGGUUGAAUGAGCCGCAGCGGGACGCUGUAG